Messenger RNA from Triticum dicoccoides, 3754 nucleotides. RefSeq names its product SNF2 domain-containing protein CLASSY 2-like. The transcript has 4 exons. The coding region runs from base 1 to 3606 and encodes 1201 amino acids. The record is from RefSeq and is a predicted model, not a curated record. Gene Ontology annotation, molecular function: ATP binding. NCBI's taxonomy places the organism in Eukaryota, Viridiplantae, Streptophyta, Magnoliopsida, Poales, Poaceae. Gene Ontology annotation, biological process: gene silencing by siRNA-directed DNA methylation.
AUGGCUGAAGAUACGCUCAAGGGAGGACCUAAAGGUCGCCGUAGCCAUCCCAUCAGUGAAACUCCAUUUGAGGCAUUUUAUGAUGGCUCGUGGCAUGAAGUUAAUUGUAUAAGGGUCAGGAAUGGCGGUCUAUUCGUUAAAUUCUACUCUGGUUCCACAGUCGAGCAUAACGUUGAUGGGGAUCAUCUGCGCCUACGCUCCAGAAGGGCUACGUACUUUGACUGCUCGCAUGUUCUCAAGCCGGGUGUUGAUAUCUGUGUACAAUCAUCUCAUCCACUGCAAGGAAAUCCAACUGGGGAAAUGAAAUUUUCGAUGUUACUGUGUCAUGAUGCAAGGCUCAUCACAAUCAAGAGAAAUCAUAUUGAAGAUCAGUGUCUCUGCCUGUUUGUUGUUAUGCUCCGCAAGAACCUAUGUCCUGACAAUACAGAAAAUAGAAAAGUGAUAUCUGAUAGAAAAGAACAGGUGGUGACCCUAAAGAAUAUCUUCCUCUUGCAAAAGCUCCAACCUGAGGAGCUCCAUGAGGGAAGCAUACAAUGGAGUUGUGCAGAGGACUGCCUGUCUCACAAUAGAAGCAAGCUGUUAAGUGCAAGAUUCUCCCAAGAAAUUGCACAUCUCAUAGUUUUGUCUAUCCUGAAUGGAAUGGAGUUCACCAUCAAGUUGGUAGAAGGCAAUAUCAUCUAUAGAAUCAUCAAAGGAGGCCGAGCGAGUUGCAAUCUUGAUUCCAUGAGCACACCUCCAGGCUUUGGCAACAACAUGGAGAUAAUUUCAUUCCAACUGCGCAAUGAGGCUUUACGCCCAAUUAUCAGGAAUAUCCCUGUCACUCAUCCAAAGAAGCACAAUCUCACAGAAGACAUGAGAUUCACUAUGAAGGCUGAAUUGGAUGGUCAAUUGGAAGACAGGAGAUUUACGGUCAAGACUGAGUUGGAUGGUCUAUUGGAUGUUUUCUCGUAUGAAGAAGUGGAUUUGAGGCGCUCAAAGCGUCGGAAAACUCAAGCAGAGCGCUUUACUAGCUAUGAAACGCCUAAUUUCGGUCGUGACAGGUGGAAGAGAUGUGAUGCGCCUUCCACCAAGCAUGGCAAUUCACAAAGAGCUUCACGUCGAGAUUCACCAGUUGCAGUAGAAUCAACCUAUGGAGAGGUCCCAGUGAAUAUCACACGGAAACAAACAAGUGCAACCGCUUUCGUGGUCAAGGAAAACCCAAACUCCGCAGAAGGGAAGCAUAAGAGCACAGCAAGGAUAACUCCUGUCAAGGGAAAACCCAGCUCUGUGGAGGUUAAGGAGGAGAGCACAGUUGAAGAAAGAUCUCCGGGUCCUCAUGUUCCACGGACACCUGCAAAGAGUAAGGAGAGGAAUCUUCGCCCCCUUUUAUCUCUUCGACGGAAGUCAUUUACUUCAUCCCGCAGCCUAAAUGGCAAUUCUGAGCCAGCAUUUGGUCGGAAAAGGAAGGAACGCAUGUGCGAAAGAGAAUACAAGAAAAUGAUAAACCAAUGCAUAGGAAACAUCCAGAGUGAAAUGGAGAGGGACUUUGAGUUCAAUCUAGGUGUUCCGAUGAUGAAUUACGGUCAAGGUUUUUAUGGAGAAGUGAAUUUUACAUGGCCAGCUUCUGCUGAUAAUGACAGUCAAGAAGAGAAAGAUGGUCUUGAGGAAUUUUGGAAAGAAAUGGAUCACUCAUUGACCACACUAGCGCUUGAGAAAAAUCAGGCCAAUUGUAAUGGCUAUAACAAGGAGAGACCUGGAUGCCGCAAUAUUGAUCAUGAUGAUCUUGUACUUGAUCCUUCUCUUCUUGCAAUCUUGGGACCAGAGUUUUCAGAACUGAAGGGCUCCGGGAACCUGUGGAGUUUAAUACCCGAUCUUGAGCCUAAACUACUUCCUCACCAAAGGAAUGCAUUUGAAUUCAUUUGGAAAAACUUGGCGGGAUCGCUGCAACUCGAGGAAAUGGAUAAUCCAACAGCCAGUACUGGUGGCUGUGUGGUUGCACAUACUCCUGGAUCAGGGAAAACUCUGCUGCUGAUCUCAUUUCUUGUCAGUUACUUGAAAGUUCACCCGAGAAGCCGGCCAUUGGUGCUUACUCCAAAAUCUGCUAUCCAUACAUGGAUGAGGGAAUUUGAGAAAUGGGGCAUUUCACUUCCUCUGCAUGUGCUUCACCAGGCUGACAAAAGAGGCAAGCCAAUGGGGCCUAUUGAUCCUAGGCUGCAGGCAAUUUUAAGCAAUUUUCGCCGACCCAACUGGAAAAAUAUUUGCCUUGUGGAUCGUAUGGACAAGUUAUGCAAGUGGCAUGAGCAUCCAAGUGUUCUUUUGAUGACAUACUCAUCUUUCUUACGGCUGGCGAAAGAAGACUCAAGAAUGCCGCAGCGAGCAUUCAUGGUGCAAGUCCUGAUCAACAACCCUGGGCUGUUGAUCCUUGAUGAGGGGCACAACCCGAGGAGCAACAAAUCCAAGUUGAGGAGGGUGCUGAUGAAGGUGAAGACUGAGUUUAGAAUCCUCAUGUCUGGUACGGUCUUCCAGAAUAACUUUGAAGAGUAUUUCAACACCCUAUCUCUGGCCAGACCUCGGUUUGUGGACGAUGUUAUGACCGUGCUUGUCCCAGAAAGGAAGAAGGAAACGAGGGGCAGGAGAGCUAAACAUAGAGAAGCAGUGGCAAGGCGCAUCUUUGUGGACAGAGUUGGGCAAAUGAUUGAGUCCAGCGACAACUGGGACCGGCAAGGUGGUAUCAGUUUGUUAAACAAGCUUACAUGUGGGUUCAUCGAUUCAUUCGAAGGGUCAAAGCUAAGGAGCCUUCCAGGGAUACAUGUAUAUACACUUUUCAUGAAACCCACUGAAAUCCAGGAGGAUAUACUUUCAAGAAUAUCGAUGGCCACGUCAUGCGGUGGCCGUUACCUUCUCGAGGUUGAGCUGCUCAUCACGAUUGCGUCUAUCCAUCCAUGGCUCAUAAAAACCACCAAAUCUUCUAGCACUUACUUCACUCCAGAAGAAUUGCAUAAAGUUGACAAGUACAAGAGGGACUUUGUUGUCGGUUGCAAGGCGAAGUUUCUCAUCGAUCUGCUGCACAAGUCGUCGUACAGGGGGGAAAGGGUGCUGAUAUUCUGCCACAACGUGUCGCCAAUAAGCUUUCUUGUGGAGUUGAUCGAGAAUGUGUUCGGAUGGCGCCUCGGGGAGGAAGUCCUGGUGCUCCAAGGUGAUCAGGAGCUGCCUGUCCGCUCCGACGUCAUGGACAAAUUCAAUACUGACAGUCAAGGUAAGAGGAAGGUGCUCAUUGCUUCGACGACGGCCUGCGCCGAGGGAAUCAGCUUGACAGGCGCAUCGAGGUUGGUCAUGCUGGAUUCAGAAUGGAACCACUCCAAGACCAGGCAGGCGAUCGCGCGGGCGUUCAGGCCCGGCCAGGAGAGGACCGUGUAUGUCUACCUUCUGGUGGCAUCUGGUACAUGGGAGGAGGACAAGUACAGCCGCAACAGGAGGAAGGCUUGGAUGGCGAAGAUGGUCUUCCACGGACGCUAUUUUGAUGAUCCGCUACGGAAAGCGGUGACUGAUUUUAAUGAUGACAUUCUCAAGGAGCUUGCUGAUGAAGACAAGACCAAAACCUUCCAUAUGAUAGUUAAGCAGGACUGACCGACCGAAAGGAUGCUCUGUCUCUCCUGUCCCUCUCUCCUACACCGCUAUUUUGUUCGUCUGAUCUGUUCUAGACCUGCGCCGUAGCGUUUAUGUGAGACCUCGUGUAUAUAUAGCUUAUGUGGACAUGCUCUAAUCUAAUGUGAAC